Messenger RNA from Aspergillus heteromorphus CBS 117.55, 807 nucleotides. RefSeq lists its product as uncharacterized. The record is from RefSeq and is a predicted model, not a curated record. NCBI's taxonomy places the organism in Eukaryota, Fungi, Ascomycota, Eurotiomycetes, Eurotiales, Aspergillaceae. Bases 1 to 807 code for a protein of 268 amino acids. The transcript is spliced from 2 exons.
AUGCCUUACUUAACGUCGGCGCCCGAAAUAUUCCGAAAGACCCGGGAUCUUGCACAAGGACACCUGGACGAUUACGGGGACGAAGACAUGCUGGAGUGUAUGACGGCUGAAGUGGGGGGGGGGGAGGAGAGGACAGAUAUCGACCUUGAGGACAUGACAAGUUCCGACUUGGAGAGAUUCUUCGGCGUCACAGAGGGCUCGGAACCUUUUCCAGAGACAGGCGAUGAGGCUCCACUCACAAAUUUCUUGGUCGGCCACCAGGCCAGAUUUCAAAGUGCUAUGAACAGGGCCCUUGAAAGCGAGGCCAAGAUACAUAUCACCCUGGGGUUUCUCCUUCUGGACACAUUCUAUAGAGUUUUGGGGUUUCUCGAACGGGAGAAUAGAACGCUUCCUAGAACAAAGAAGUUAAAUCUCAACGCUGGGACAAGACUUCAGGGAGCUGUACCAGGACCCUCGGGGGAAGGGCACCACAUCACCGGAGACGUGGACUACUCCGUCUUCGCUGGCUUUGAUUUGCACUUCGACCUUGCGAGCAACCUCGUCUGCGUUGUGGUCAAGCCACAAGGUUUUUCUUCGACUAGAGAGCCCCAGAUUAUCAGUUCAAUGGCUCUUGUACAGAAGCGCAGGAUGAAGACCGGCGUGCAGAGCCCCACCGUCUACGGCAUCUUGAGCAAUAGCAGCCAGUUUUACUUUUUUCAUACCGAUGCACAGCAACGGUAUAGCGUCCUCUGGUACUCUUCUAUUUUAUCCUCUUGCAUUUCGCGUACAUUCCUCUUGAGUCUUUUACACGAUGCCCCCCCUAUAUGA